UGCACAGGAAGAGAAAAGAAGGUCAAAACAAGAGGAAAAAUUUCCAUGAGAAUGAAGAGAGGAAAAAGGAAAAGUUGAGAGAUGGAGGCCAGAUUUCAGGCUGAGAACCAUUACUAAGUCACCUUUACUCAUUCACACACAAUUUCACAACUACACACUCUGCAUUCAUUGCAUUAUCUCUAUCUCUCACUUUAACAUCAUCACAACCUUCUUUGUCCCAUUCCUUCAUCUUCAUAUUAAUUUUGUUCCCAAAACAACCAUGCCAAUUCCAUUUUCCAAUUUCCACCCUUAUAUUCAAAAUUAACAACAACCAAAGCACACACAUAAUCAACUUUUCACACACGGAUUUUUCUAAUUCUUGGAUCUGACUUCCUCGGUUCAAGAUCCAAUGGCGGUUGCUACCAGAGGAACCAGGGGUGGAUCUACUUUUCGUGGUCUCUUCUCCUUCCGGAUCUUCAUCUCUGCCAUGUUCUCUCUUCUCUUCAUCGCCACCCUUUCGGUCCUAUUCACCAACAACCCCUCCACAUCCCAAGAUGUAUCUGAUCUUCCCACCACUGGUAAUGCAUACGUGCAUCGAACGUUUUUGGCUUUGAAAUCUGACCCUCUUAGGACCCGAGUGGAUUUGAUACACCAGCAAGCUAAAGAUCACAUAGCUCUAGUGAAUGCUUAUGGUGCUUAUGCAAGGAAGCUCAAGCUUGACAUUUCUAAGCAAUUGAAGACUUUUGAUGAGUUGGCGCACAAUUUUUCGGAUAUUGCAAUGAAGCCGGUUUACCAGAAGUCAUUGUUUGAGACAGAUGGUCCGAUUGAUGAGGACGCGCUGAAGCAGUUUGAGAAGGAGGUUAAAGAAAGAGUGAAGAUUGCGCGUAUGAUCAUUGUUGAGGCGAAAGAGAAUUAUGAUAAUCAGUUGAAGAUCCAGAAGUUGAAGGAUACAAUAUUUGCUGUUCAUGAGUCACUUGCGAAGGCAAAGAAGAAUGGGGCAAUGGCGAGCUUGAUUUCAGCCAGAUCGAUUCCCAAGAGCUUGCAUUGUUUGGCGAUGAGACUGAUGGGUGAGAAGAUUUCAAAUCCUGAGAAAUAUAGAGAUGAAGGGCCGAAGCCAGAGUUUGAAGAUCCCACUCUGUAUCAUUAUGUGAUAUUCUCGGACAAUGUAAUAGCUGUGUCUGUGGUGGUGAGAUCUGUUGUGAAGAAUGCAAUGGAACCAUGGAAGCAUGUUUUUCAUGUUGUUGCAAACAGGAUGAAUGUGGGGGCAAUGAAGGUUUGGUUUAAGAUGAGGCCUAUUGAAGGCGGUGCAUUUUUGGAGGUAAAAGCAGUUGAAGAAUUUGCAUUCUUAAACUCAUCAUAUGUCCCUAUCUUGAGGCAACUUGAGUCAGCAAAAAUGAAUCAGCCUGAAAAUGCAACAAAUGAUUCAAACAUGAAAAAUGCCAAGUCCCUGUCCAUGAUGGAUCACCUUCGAUUUUAUUUGCCAGAAAUGUACCCUAAAUUGUAUAAGAUCUUGCUUUUGGAUGAAGAUGUUGUAGUUCAGAAAGACUUGACAGGUUUGUGGAACAUUGACAUGGAGGGAAAGGUGAAUGGUGCUGUUGAGACAUGUUUUGGUUCUUUCCAUCGAUAUGCCCAUUACAUGAAUUUCUCUCAUCCUCUGAUCAAGGAGAAAUUCAAUCCAAAAGCUUGUGCUUGGGCCUAUGGCAUGAAUAUAUUCAAUCUCGAUGCUUGGAGGCGGGAAAAGUGUACAGAUACUUACCAGUAUUGGCAGAACUUGAAUGAAGAUCAAACUUUGUGGAAAGCAGGGAUUUUGCCACCAGGUUUGAUCACCUUCUACUCCACAACCAAGUCAUUGGACAAAUCCUGGCACGUGCUUGGCCUGGGUUACAAUCCCAGCAUUAGCAUGGAUGAGAUCAACAAAGCUGCAGUCAUUCAUUACAAUGGAAACAUGAAACCCUGGCUUGAUAUUGCUUUGAAUCAAUACAAAAAUCUGUGGACCAAAUACGUGGACAAUGAUAUGGAGUUUGUGCAGAUGUGCAAUUUUGGCCUAUAGUUGAGAUCAACUCCCAACUGUCAUCAUGAUAAAAGCUUCAGAUAACAUGUCAAAUGUUGUUUCACCAUAUUCUUUAGAAUCUAUGUCCAUGUUAAAUGUAGCCUGUCAGAGAAGUUGUGUUAUCACCAAGUAAAAUAUACUAGGCAAUAAUUUUGAUAGACUGUAUUUGGAAAUUUACACGAAGUAGCUUUUGCUUUUUCUUCUUCUGUAUUUUGGAGCAUAUUUAUCAUGUAUUGCUCAUGAUGGUAGUGUCACAAUUUAAAUUAACGAGAAGUCACUACUUUUCAUCUUUUAAA
Molecule: messenger RNA, 2325 nt
Organism: Vigna angularis (adzuki bean)
Lineage: Eukaryota; Viridiplantae; Streptophyta; Magnoliopsida; Fabales; Fabaceae
Product: probable galacturonosyltransferase 9
Exons: 3
Coding region: 389-2029 (546 amino acids)
Molecular function (GO): polygalacturonate 4-alpha-galacturonosyltransferase activity
Source: RefSeq, a predicted model, not a curated record